AUGGCAUGGAUCUCAGAUGGCAAAGGUUGUCGUAUUCAAUUUGCCACCUACGACGAAAUCGAUGAUGCCAUGUUGCAAUAUUGGCCUGAAGAUGACGAUAAAGAUUUGACUACCACAAUCGUGAAGCGCGGAUGGGCAUUUGUGGAUGGUGGUAAAGCACACCACACGAUGCAUCUGCAUAAUCUUGAAUCAAAACUUUUGAAAAAGGAUACUUUGUACAUGUACCAAGUGGGGUCGGUCAAGGGCAGCGCAACGUUGUGGUCGGACGUUUACAAGUUUCAUACGCCAUCUUCGGGUGACACAUUUGAAUUUGUCGCGACUGGUGACAUGGGCACAUCUAAUGCAGUUUCCAUGCCAAAUUUGCUACGAGUAGCAAAUCAACAUCGCUAUGACUUUAUUGCGUUUGCUGGAGAUCAAGCCUAUGACAUGGCUGACUUUAACGGAACCAAGGGCGACGAAUACAUGAACUUUGUGCAAGACAUUUACGCCACGAUCCCGGUCAUGGCCGCGCCAGGCAACCACGAGAACACGUACAAUUUUUCACACUACAAGAACCGAUUCAGCAUCAAUCCCUAUGCUGAAUCUGGGUUCGAUGACCCGACCAUGUACUCGCUCGAUUACAAGUCGUUGCACCUCGUCUCCUUUUCAUCCGAAGUGUUUUUUGACGAAGGAUCGCCCGAGCAGAUCCAAACCGCGUUGCAAUGGUUGGAUCAAGAUUUGGCCAAGGCAAACGCCAACCGUCACAUCAGGCCCUGGAUCAUGGUAUUUGCCCAUCGCCCAUUGUAUUGUUCGCCCUCUGAAUCCGAAGACUGUACCGACAAGGCGGACAUUAUGCGCAAUGGGCUCAAAGAGACUGACUUUGGUGGUCUGGAGGCUUUGUUUUUAAAGCAUCGCGUAGAUAUCUAUAUCUGUGGUCAUCGCCAUAAUUAUGAACGAACAUAUCCUCUUGCACACAACAAGCGAAUGGCCACGUCAUACUAUCAACCACCUUCCUUUUUCCAGCUUAUUGUGGGUAACGCUGGAAACUUCCAAGGCACAGACUCGUUUGAGAAUGCCAGUGUGCCGAUCGCCGACUGGUCCGCGCUGCGCUAUGAAGGCUAUGGAUUCUCAACAAUCAAGGUGUCUCCUACAAAACUACAGAUCUCACAUCAUCAAAGCUUGCCCAAGGAUGGUGCUUUGGGCCGCAUGGUGGACCGUGUUAUUGUACGCAAGCCAAGAUAUACCAACGGUCGUCGUUUACGAUGCAGUAGUAAUGCUGCAGCAUCCACUAAUUAUGCUUUCGAUAACGAAGAAGACGAAACCACUGCUGCUUAUUCCAGCGGAAGAUCUUCCAUAUCUUGUUCUAUGCAUCAUCACCGUCAUCAGAUUAUACCAUAA
Molecule: messenger RNA, 1377 nt
Organism: Zychaea mexicana
Lineage: Eukaryota; Fungi; Mucoromycota; Mucoromycetes; Mucorales; Lichtheimiaceae
Product: Metallo-dependent phosphatase-like protein
Exons: 5
Coding region: 1-1377 (458 amino acids)
Molecular function (GO): acid phosphatase activity; metal ion binding
Source: RefSeq, a predicted model, not a curated record